Monoraphidium neglectum is the source of this 366-nucleotide messenger RNA. Its product is annotated as 50S ribosomal protein L27. The record is from RefSeq and is a predicted model, not a curated record. The transcript has 2 exons. Gene Ontology annotation, cellular component: mitochondrial large ribosomal subunit; ribosome. NCBI's taxonomy places the organism in Eukaryota, Viridiplantae, Chlorophyta, Chlorophyceae, Sphaeropleales, Selenastraceae. Gene Ontology annotation, molecular function: structural constituent of ribosome. The coding region runs from base 1 to 366 and encodes 121 amino acids. Gene Ontology annotation, biological process: translation.
AUGCAGGGCGGGUCCACCAAGAACAACACGGACAGCAAACCCAAGUAUCUGGGCAGCAAGAUGAGCGACGGCCAGAUCGCGUUCCCGGGCCAGAUCAUCAUGCGGCAGCGGGGGAUGAGGUUCAAGGCGGGGGAGGGCGUCGGAAUGUCUGUCGACCACACCCUUUUCUCAAAAUCGGUCGGCAUCAUCAAGUACGCCCGCCACACCGAGCAGCUGCCGGGGCGGCCGCCGCGCGACGUGCGCCUGAUCAGCGUGGUGCCGCUGCAGGGGGACUACAGUGAGGGCUACAAAGACAAGGCGCUGCGCAUGGUCGCGGCCCGCAACGCACACCGGCAACGGCUCCUCGGGCUUCGGGCAAAGUAUUGA